AUGUCAUGUUCAAAAAUACUUUCAGGAGAUUUACCUGAAUUAACCUACGAAAUUAUAAAAUAUUUUCGAGAUGAUUACUCAACUUUACAUUCAUGCAUUUUAGUUAAUAGAUCAUGGUGUCGUUUAGCGAUUCCAUUAUUAUGGGAAAACCCAUUUUCAAUUUGUGCCGAAAAUUAUAAUUUUGUUGAAAUUUACAUUCAUAAUUUAAACGAUGAUUUGAAGAUAAAACUAAAUGAAUGUAAAAUUAUUGAUAAUAAUUCAUUACAUUUGAAUACACUGUUCAAUUAUCCUAGUUUUUUAAAAUAUUUGAAUAUAUACAAUUUUGUUCACUCCGUUAACGAAUGGUUUAAAGCUAAUACAAAACAUGAAGAUCAAUUAUGUUCAGUAUUUGAUUUUAUUAGUAUGUCACUGUUCGGGAUAUUUAUUGAAAAUGAAGUAAAUUUACAUACUCUUGAAAUUGAGGUCCAGAGUAGUUAUGACACAUAUAUUGAUAAUAUUGUUGAAUUUAUUUUAAAAAAUCCAAACUUCAUUCUCAAUAUUAGAAAUUUAAAACUUUAUAUUUUACUUAAUUAUGAUAACGAACAUUCUUCAGAUCGUAUAUUACAAAUAGUUAAUUUGCAUCAAAAUCUUAAAAAAAUUAUUUUAAAUAAUGAUUAUUUAUCUUUAUUACGAUCAUUAUUGCUAUCAAAAGAUUAUAAUUGUUCAAAUACCUUAAAUACAAUUGUAUUCUAUGAAAUCGAUUUUAAUUUUUUAAACUAUGAAAUAUUUGAACAAUUAAAUGUUUUAGAAUCUAUUCAUAUCAUUUAUUGUUCUUUGAGUAAUAAUUUUUUUCAUCAAAUUAUUAAUUUAUCUAAACAAUUUAAAUUAAAAUCUUUAUUUAUAAGAGAGAUACCACAAAUUGAUUCAAUAGAAUUAUUAUUACAAACAUCUGGACAUUAUUUAAGAAAUUUCGGGUAUAAUUUUGGAUUUUACCGUCAUAUAAAUAUAUCAUUAAGAAAUCAAUUAUUAGAAUUAAUUACAAAAUAUUGUAAAAAUAUUAAAUAUCUUUAUUUAAGCCAUGGUGAUGACAUGAAUAUUUAUCCAUUAUUCAAUUUUAUUGAAAAUAUGAAACAAAGUCUUGAUUAUCUUACGAUCGAUAUAUCAAGUUUUACUUAUCAUCCUUUGAAGCGUUAUUAUAGUGAAGCUAGUCAAAUUAUUUUACAAAAUUUAGGACAAGUUCUUCCUCCUAAAUUAGAAUAUUUAUGUUUAGAUCUUUUUUAUGUUGAAUCAAAUGAUUUCGAAGUAUUUCUAAAAAAUUCUCAAGAUACUUUUAUUAAUAAAUUAUUAAUUCGCAAGAUUAACAGUCAAGAUAUCUUACCCUAUAUAAAAGAAUACUAUAUCAUGAAAAAUAAAAGGGUUAAGUAUCUAUCUAUUUAUGAUCUUUCCUCGGUUGGUAGUAAAAGAGAUAUUGACCUAUUUUCAUUAAAAGAUGAAGUGAAGGAAUUUGGGUUGUAUAAUAUUAAAGUACAAAGUUACAAUAGUUCAGUGAUUUAUGAUCAUAUGAGAGUAAUUGAUUAA
Messenger RNA from Rhizophagus irregularis DAOM 181602=DAOM 197198, 1557 nucleotides. The record is from RefSeq and is a predicted model, not a curated record. Lineage: Eukaryota; Fungi; Glomeromycota; Glomeromycetes; Glomerales; Glomeraceae.